AUGGACUAAACUCCAACAAGUAUAAAUACAUUUACAACAACGGACAAGGAAUUAGAAAAUAACUUAAAGGAUUUAUUGGAAAGAAUUCUAGUCUAUGUAGAGAAAUACAUUGAAACAAAGGAAGAGUUAAAUUAAAUUGAAAAUGAAUUGAAAGACUACGAAAGUUUGUCAUACUUGGUUGGUAUUAUAAAAGUAAUAUUUACAAAACUAAUGCUGAAAAUAGAAAAGAAACUGUUGUAAGUAAAAAAUUAUUAUUCAAAAUCCAAAGGAAAUUGGAUAAAUGCAACGAUUUGAAUAAGUCAUAUAUGUUUAAAGAUGAUGAAGAAUAUGACAAGUUAGAAUAAACUCUUAUAAAAUAUGAGUAAGAAAUUCGCAACCACAUUAGCGUAAUGAUUUUAAAAAAUAGUUUAGGUUGAGUAACAAUUAAAAUUAUAUGCAGAAUCUAUAUAAAGCAAAUUGGAUGAGAGUGAACAAAUUAGAUAAGAAUUAUUGGAAACAACUAAAAAUAAUAUAAGUGUAAAUGCAUUUUAUCUGAUUAUGAUAGAAAUUGAAAAGAGAAAAUUAAGAAUUGAAUGAAAAAGAGUAAUAAUUAUAAUAGGAAGUAAAUAAUUUAAAGUAAACAAUAUCCAAUUUAGAAAAAGAAAACAAAAGAAAAUCAAUAGACUCUAAUUAACGAGACUAUUUAUAAGCUUUAAUUAAUAAACAAUCUAAUUAAUCAUCAAAUUAAUAAAAAAAUGGACCUAAUUAAAAGUUUAAUUUAGAUUAAAGGUAAUUAAAUUCUCAUUCUGAACAUAAAUCAAAUCCAAAAUAAUUUUUAAAAGAAUAAUAAGAACUUAUUUUACCUACAUAAUCAUCCCAAAAAUUAAAUUAUUAUAGUAUUAUCACUAAUGCAAAUAAUAAAUAGAAAUCUGAAGUGAUUAAAUCAAUGCAACAAAAAGAUUUUAAUAAUAUUUACAGUUAAAUAAUGAGAACUAAACAUAAUUCAUUAUCAUCUAUUAAUGAUCUGAUUCAGAAUGCAUCAUAAUAGGAUAAAAAAAGAUUGGAUUAAUUUUAAUCAAUAUCAAAAAAUAGUUCAUAAAAUAAUAGUAUGAUUUAAAAGAAUAGAGGUAUAAUAUUCUUUUAUAAUUAAAAGAAUCUAAAUAAAUAGAACCAUUAGAAUUAUAAUAAAGAAGUAAGAGUUCUAAACGAGCAGAAGAUAUCAUAAAAUAUUAAACUUUAGAAUCAUUAAUAAAAUUAAAGUGA
Molecule: messenger RNA, 1242 nt
Organism: Paramecium pentaurelia
Lineage: Eukaryota; Ciliophora; Oligohymenophorea; Peniculida; Parameciidae
Source: the annotation of a GenBank genome assembly